AUAAAAAAGAUCUUUUUAUCUUUGAUUUUAUUUGGACAAACUUGCUAUAGAUAUCAUGAGAAAGAGUAGUAGAGGGAGGCAAAGAAUUGAGAUGGUGAAGAUGAAGAAUGAGAACAACCUGCAAGUGACGUUCUCGAAGCGACGCGCGGGGGUUUUCAAGAAGGCAAGCGAGCUCUGCACGCUUUGCGGCGUAGAUGCAGCCAUUCUUGUCUUCUCUCCGGGGAGGAAGGUUUUCUCCUUCGGCCACCCUACCGUCGAGACUGUAUUGGAGAGGUUCCUAAGCGGGGAAGAUCAACCGGGCGACGAGACAAGCGGCGGCGUUGGGGCGGAGCCGGCGGAUCAGCUGUUAGAGGCUCACCGGAGCGCGAGGGUGAGGGAGCUAAGCAUGGAGCUGACACACAUUGAGGGGAUGAUAGAGUUGGAGAAGAAGAGGAUCGAGGCAAUCGGUGAAUAUGCCGCCGCGGCUGCCGGAGGUUCGACGCGUGCCGCCGCCUAUGAUCAGCUCGGCUUGAACCAGCUUACGGCUCUCAAGAACCGGAUGGAGAUUCUCCUCAAACAAACCCAUUCCGCGGCGGCUCACCAGCUCAUGCUCGACGGCUUCCCGCCGCCUCCACCGUUGUCGGUACACUAUCACCCGCUUCCCCCUCCGCCUCCGCCGCCAUUUGGUGAUUAUUCGCUGGGUGAGAAUCACAAUAUUGUUUUGUCUUCGGCUGGACUUGGCGGCGGCGGCGGAGUUCAGUAUGUUUCCGGCGGCGUUGGUGGCUGUUAUGACGAUGAUGAUUCGGGUGCUAGGGCUUGCACUACUCUGCCUCUUGGAAUUGGCCUUUUUCCUUUUCGAAUGAGCCCUUUUUUGCAAAACAAUCUACAAAAUACUUCAACAAUUUGGGGCGGCUGAACUUUUCUGGAAACACAUUCAACCGGCGGCUUGGAAACAAUUUUUUUGGUCAAGUUUCUCAACGAGAGCACCAGUGAUACAGACUCGUAUCGGAUAUGAUAAACUCAGGGCGUCUUCAAGCUCUUAAAAUAUGAGAUGAGGAAGAAGAAAAUCAUUGAGACGAGAAGAGAAUAGGUGAACCGAGAUAGGGGAAAGGAUUUGGGGUUUUGUGUUUUUAUUGAUGGAUGAAAACCAACCCCAUCUAAAAAAAAUAGAAAACCUAGCAUAACAAUUUAAUAAAGGGAGAAAUACGAA
Messenger RNA from Cuscuta campestris, 1189 nucleotides. NCBI's taxonomy places the organism in Eukaryota, Viridiplantae, Streptophyta, Magnoliopsida, Solanales, Convolvulaceae. The record is from the annotation of a GenBank genome assembly.